Castor canadensis (American beaver) is the source of this 5929-nucleotide messenger RNA. RefSeq names its product testis expressed 2 (gene Tex2). Gene Ontology annotation, cellular component: endoplasmic reticulum. The record is from RefSeq and is a predicted model, not a curated record. NCBI's taxonomy places the organism in Eukaryota, Metazoa, Chordata, Mammalia, Rodentia, Castoridae. Gene Ontology annotation, molecular function: lipid binding.
GCCCGGGGGCCGGGUGGGGCGGUAUGGGAGCUCCCCACAGAGAAGGCCCUCACUGGGGCCGGCCCGACCCGGCAGGUCCAGGGUAUUGGCUGUUCCCGCGGCCGUUGGCGCGGGGCGGGGGAGGGAGGGCCGCGGGGUUGGCUCCCCACCCCUCUGCCUUGGCCCCGCCGUGGACGGCGACGCCGACCCGAGACGUCCUGGGCUAGCCCUUCGCUGGGCGGGUCGGGCUGGACCCGGGCCGAAGGUGCCGGUCGGUGGUCCUGAGCCUGCUGUCCUGGGGCGCCGGGCUCGACCCCCGGCAGGGAGACAGCAUUCACACGCUCACUGAAGGAACAUGAUUUGUGCUUGUAGCCUGAGCCCUUGUGAAGCCGGCAAUGACAAGUCUGAACGGUCGCCAUGCUGAGAAAACCAUUGACAUGCCAAAACCAUCAGUCCCCAAAGUGCAUGUGCAGAGGUCCGUGUCCCGAGACACCAUCGCCAUUCACUUCUCGGUAUCUGGGGAGGAGGAGGAGGAAGAAGAGGAGGAGUUCAGGGAGUACUUUGAGGAGGGGCUGGACGACCAAAGCAUUGUAACAGGGCUUGAAGCCAAGGAAGACCUCUAUUUUGAACCCCAGGGCAGCCAUGACCCCACAGGCCCUGCUGCCUCAUCCAUCCUGGCAGAUGGACUGUCUGUGUCACAGGCCCCUGCCAUUUUGUCCAUGUCUGAAAACACUGUAAAACUGCUGGAGUCCAUUCCUUCGGCAGCACAAGUAUUAAGUACAGUGCCACUGGCUCUGACCCCAGGGUCAUCUUCCAGGCCCUUAGCUAGCUCUCCCAGUGUGUCAUCCCUUUCUGAGCAGAAAACCAGUUCUUCCUCCCCAUUGUCCUCUCCUUCCAAGUCUCCUGUCCUCUCAUCCAGUGCCUCAUCCUCCACCCUUUCCAGUGCAAAGCCCUUCAUGAGCCUGGUGAAGUCCCUGUCAACUGAGGUGGAGCCAAAAGAGUCCCCACAACCCCCUAGACACAGGCACUUGAUGAAGACAUUAGUCAAAUCUCUGUCUACAGACACUUCUAGACAGGAGUCGGACACUGUGUCCUAUAAACCACCUGACUCCAAAUUGAACUUACACCUGUUCAAGCAGUUCACGCAGCCUCGAAACACAGGUGGAGAUUCCAAAACUGCACCUUCUUCCCCGCUGACUUCUCCCUCCGAUACUCGCUCCUUUUUUAAAGUGCCCGAAAUGGAGGCGAAAAUCGAAGACACUAAACGACGCCUUUCAGAAGUCAUAUAUGAGCCUUUUCAGCUCCUUAGUAAAAUUAUUGGGGAAGAAAGUGGCAGCCAUAGGCCCAAAGCCUUAUCUUCAAGUGCUUCAGAACUCUCCAACUUGUCUAGCUUGAACGGGCAUUUGGAAAGCAAUAACAACUACAGCAUCAAGGAGGAGGAGUGUGACUCCGAGGGGGAUGGCUACAACAGCGAUUCCAAUGUUCCCAAGAGUGACCACUCAAAGUCCACUGAAGAGCCUGCGAGAGAAGUGGAACUGAAAGGCUCCCAGUCAAGCAGUCUGAAAGAUUUAGGUCUGAAGACAAGUUCUCUUGUUCUUGAGAAGUGUUCUUUGUCUGCCUUAGCGAGCAAAGAGGAUGAAGAGUUCUGUGAACUGUACACUGAGGACUUCGACCUGGAAGCUGAGAGUGAGGCAAGAGUUGAUAAGCCUCCAGAUGUCCCUGUCAAGCCAGAGGUGCUCGAGGAUGGUGGCAUGGUUCUGGACAGUGAGGACGAGGCGGACUUAGCCACCCAGCACACAGAAUUACCCGUGAAGACGUUGGGCUUCUUUAUAAUGUGUGUCUAUGCUUACCUCAUCCUGCCCCUCCCCUACUACAUGAGUGGACUCUUUCUGGGAAUUGGCCUUGGAUUCAUGACUGCAGUUUGCAUGAUUUGGUUUUUUACAUCACCAAGUGCUCAUAUAUAUCAUAAGUCACAUAAAACCCUGCGCCUCUGGAACACGAGAUCUCUGGACAUCAAAGAACCUGAAAUACUAAAGGGAUGGAUGAAUGAGAUUUCCAACUAUGAUCCUGAAACUUACCAUGCCACUUUGACACAUUCAGUCUUCAUUCGGCUUGAGGGCGGAACCUUAAGACUUUCAAAGCCCAAUAAAAAUGUGUCCAGGAGGGCGAGCUACAAUGAAACAAAGCCAGAGGUCAUCUAUAUCAGCCAGAAAAUCUACGACCUCACUGACAGCAAGAUUUAUCUUGUGCCUAAAAGUUUGGCUCGCAAACGAAUCUGGAAUAAAAAGUACCCCAUUUGUAUCGAGCUUGGUCAGCAAGAUGACUUUAUGUCUAAGGCUCAGACUGAUAAGGAGACUUCUGAGGAGAAGCCACCAGCCGAGAGAGAGCUGGGAAGUGAGGACCCUAAGAAGCCACUCCACUCUCAAGAGGGAGCAAGAUCUGGCCAGCGAGAUCAGAUACUGUAUCUGUUUGGGAGAACUGGCCGAGAAAAAGAGGAGUGGUUUAGGAGAUUUGUUCUAGCAUCUAAACUGAAGUCAGACCUCAAGAAGCCACCUGGAGUCUCCGGAGGUAAACCAGGGCUUUUGCCCACCCACAGCAGACACAGCAGCCCUUCCGGGCACCUGACCCACAGCCGAAGCAGCAGCAAAGGCAGCAUGGAAGAGAUCAUGUCCCAGCCGAAGCAGAAGGAGCUGGUAGGCAGUGUGCGGCAGAAGAUGCUUCUAGACUACAGUGUGUAUAUGGGCAGAUGUGUGCCCCAGGAAAGCCGAAGCCCCCACAGGAGCCCUGUGCAGAGCACAGAGAGCAGCCCCACAGCUGGGAAAAAGUUCCCAGAGGCUCCACCCUCUGAGGAGGAAGAACAGGAAGCCUGGGUGAAUGCGUUACUUGGAAGAAUAUUUUGGGACUUCUUAGGCGAGAAAUACUGGUCUGAUCUGGUGUCUAAGAAAAUCCAGAUGAAACUCAGCAAAAUAAAGCUCCCCUACUUUAUGAAUGAGCUAACUCUGACGGAACUUGACAUGGGGGUGGCUGUGCCAAAAAUCCUUCAGGCCUUCAAGCCUUAUGUUGAUCAUCAAGGACUCUGGAUCAAUUUGGAAAUGUCCUACAAUGGGUCCUUUCUGAUGACUCUCGAGACCAAAAUGAAUUUGACCAAACUAGGUAAAGAGCCUCUUGUUGAAGCCCUGAAGGUUGGAGAAAUUGGCAAAGAAGGUUGCAGGCCCAGGGCCUACUGUCUGGCUGACAGUGAUGAGGAAUCCUCCAGUGCUGGCUCAUCUGAGGAAGACGAUGCACCAGAGCCCAGUGCCGGAGACAAACCACUGCUCCCAGGAGCCGAGGGGUAUGUUGGAGGUCAUCGAACAAGUAAAAUUAUGAGAUUUGUUGAUAAAAUUACCAAGUCAAAAUAUUUCCAAAAAGCAGCAGAGACAGAGUUCAUUAAAAAGAAGAUUGAAGAAGUGUCCAAUACACCCCUGCUGCUAACUGUUGAAGUACAAGAAUGUCGAGGAACCUUGGCAGUCAACAUUCCACCACCCCCAACUGACCGAAUCUGGUAUGGUUUCCGGAAGCCACCAUAUGUGGAGCUGAAAGCUCGGCCAAAACUUGGAGAGAGAGAAGUGACUUUAGUUCACGUGACAGACUGGAUAGAAAAGAAACUGGAGCAAGAGUUUCAGAAAGUUUUUGUCAUGCCAAAUAUGGAUGAUGUUUAUAUCCCUAUAAUGCACUCAGCCAUGGACCCUCGCUCUACUUCCUGCCUCCUGAAAGACCCAUCUUUGGAGGCUACUGACCAGCUGUGAGGGGUGAAGACGGGAUGUUCCCAGUAUUAUGAGACCUAGCUUGAGGUGUGGAGUUCAUGGCUGCCAUCUGUGUGGUGGCACUGGCCUUUACUUGUGCCACAGCCACUGUCUCUUAAGACUGCUUCUGCCCCCUGCCUGCCGGUGUCCAUUCCACUGUGAGGUGUCAUUCCCUGCAUCCAAUGACAGGUGUCUGGAUUGUCUGCUACAAAGCUUUGACCGGCAAAGGAGACUGCAAGAAUCAUACCGGUGGAGCCAAAAGUUACAAGUGACUUAUACCAUGACUUUUUUAAGUCUACCAGUUUUUGUGGCAGCAGAUGAGCACAUUCAGAGCAAAGCUGUACAACUGGAAAGCUUCCGCCUUGCCUCCUCCACUCCUCCAAUGCUUUUCCUCAGGCAGCUGGUGCACAAUGGAACAUUUUUUCACUCUAUACUUUGUACAUGAUUGCAGCCCUCCACACUCUGAAAAUGUCAAUGUGGUAAUGUGUGUGGAGGUGGAAUUUUGUGAGCCAUUUCAUUGGUGGUAAAAAGAUAGGAAUAGUAACUUUUUUUCAUAUUAAAUUGUGCAUUUUGGAAGCAAGUAGCCAUAGAACACACACAUACACUAACACACUUUCAGCUGGGGUGGGGACAGUGGGAUUUAUGUGAACAUUAAGCAAAGCCAUGAGAUCAAACCAUCCCUUUUACCAGUGAGGUACAAUCACCUUGCCUCUAAUUAAUCCUGAUUUUUUUCUUAAGAUAUAUGUGGCAUCAAACACUGCAUACAAUGACCGAUUGUUCCUCCCUGGUAGGGCCAGAAAGCCAGGGCCAAAAUCUUACCAUUUGACAUCUCUUGAGCACUCCUGGAAGCUACAUAUGGGAAUCUGAAUACUUUGUUAAUCUACUUGGUUUGGAAUCAUUUUGUGGGCAGUUUUACUUUGUUAAUCUACUUGGUUUGGAAUCAUUUUGUGGGCAGUUUUUUGUUCUGAAAGCCAAAACAGAGAACUGCUCUCUAUUUCAAGACCAAAAGUUUGUUCAACAUCAAACACUACAUAUUUCAAAAUAAGACACAUGACUUUUUUUUUAAAUGUUGCCAAUUUAAUUUUGUGCAUUUGUGUCAGAAUGUUUAGUUUACAAGUUUGGGGCUAAUUGUAUAAUUUACUUUUGGAAGUAAAAUUGAUACAAAAUUUUAUUGUUUAAAGCUGCAUUCAAUGUCAAAAUUACCUUGGGUAACUUUCGAUAACAUCUGUGGACAAAGCUAAUAGUGGUUUCUUAAACAGCACCUUCCUUGCCUGAACAUAACUUUAAAGAAAUUAAUAUAUUGAAAAGAUAUAUUUGAACCCUUAUUUGAUUAAUUGCAUCAUUAAAACAUUUGACUUAAAUUAUUUGACCAUUCCAGUCAGUAUUUUGUUCUAAUUUCUCACCAUGUAGGCAGAUUUGUCUGUCAGAGCUCACGUCUUAUUCACUGGUCUUUAACAAUCUUUGUGCAAUAACUUUGUGCAAAGGACUAGAUGCACUACUGUGAAGAAAUUGCACGCCUGUACACUAUUGCACUUAAUCGAACAGUAUGUGGGGACUUACAAUCACUUGCAUUGUUUCACAAAAUAAAUCUCAUGUCAAACACUAGAUAAGCAUCUAAGUUAUUUCUAGUAAAUCAUUUAGACAGGAUCAGGAUAAACAGUGAAUGCAGGCCACAUGGGCCUGCCCUCUUCUGGCAUGAGCAGCUUUCAUUUACUGGGUGGUCACUGUGGACCAAUCCUUAUGUCAAGACAAAAUUACAAAAUAAUUGGACCUAAUUGGGCUUGUGACUGAGGCAGCUUCCAUUCUACAAAAAACAGAGUUCCACCUGCUUGUUACAAGGUUAGAAACGGAAAACAGGCUGGCAUCAGGUUACUUUUCGGAAAGGUUAAAGCAGAGAGGACUUUAUUGUGCUGACUCAGGAAAUUCAGGAAAAACUGGUGUUUUGAGAUCUGCUUCCCUGAUGCUUCAAUUCCAUUAUGUCGCAGUUAAGAUGAGUGAUUAUUUUGGUAUGCUGUCCAAAGCAAUUGCCUCCCAUGCAGGUCUCACCACACCAUGAGGAAAGUGCCAUUUUCCUCCUUAGUCCAUGGUCUGAGUUAAAAGAGUUCAUUUUAGGAGCCAGGGCAGUUGUGCUCCAGAACCUAGUAAUCCUGUUAAUUUGGGGCCUUCAG